Molecule: messenger RNA, 1421 nt
Organism: Hemibagrus wyckioides
Lineage: Eukaryota; Metazoa; Chordata; Actinopteri; Siluriformes; Bagridae
Gene: leng1
Product: leukocyte receptor cluster (LRC) member 1
Exons: 5
Coding region: 329-1177 (282 amino acids)
Source: RefSeq, a predicted model, not a curated record
UUUACUUGUCGCUUGUUUCGGAAGACUUGAUUGUUUAUUAUUAUUAUUAUUUAAUAUAUUCACAUGGGUAAGCUAUUUUUUGGGGAAAUCAUUUAUUCACAGAAAACUUCUUCAAAACAGACUUCAGAUUAAUCCGGGCGACGAAAUUCGAAUGCAGUUUUCGACGCUAGCUAACGUCAGCUAGCGACAUAGCUAGCUAUUUAGCCGAUUACCGUUUUAGAUUAGCCUCUUUCGGCUUGCCUUUCCCGAAUUAAAGCGCGUAUAUUCGGCUUCCUGUUCUUGUAUUUUAUUUGUUUUUCUAUAUCAAAGAUUUAUCUUUCUUUAAAAAAUGAAUAUUUUGCCGAAAAAGAGUUGGCACGUCCGCAAUAAGGACAACAUCGCGCGCGUGCGUCGAGACGAACAGCGCGCGGCCGAGGAGGAGGACGAGGUGCGGCGGCGCGCAGAGCGCGCGGAGCAAGAGGCUCGGACAGAGUAUCUGCGGAGGAAAUCCCGUGCGGCGCUCGAGCACACAGCAGGACCGAGGGACGAGGUAGAGACGAGCGGAGAGACUGGCGCGUCCGAGCAUCUCAACCUGUUUCCUCUGGAGGACUCAUCAGAGAAGAAGGGCAACACUGAGUACCUCCGUGAGAAGAAAGAGGAAAAAGAGAAACAGGAGCGUGCGAUUGGUCUGUUGGUGUCUCUUGGCCCCACCCCUGGCACAGACGCCACACCCUGGUAUCUGAAGGAGAGAGAGAGAGACAAAGAGAGACAGAAGGAGCGAGAGAGACAAGACAAGGGCAAAAGGAAAAGAAUCAGUGAGGAGGAGAGAGAGAAGAAAGACAAGAAGUUAAAGGACAAUCUGGACCCUAUGAAGGACAUCAAGAAAGCUCUGGCGGUGAAAGACAGGAAGGAGAAGAAGCACAAGAAGAAGGAGAAGAGAGAUAAAGGGGAGAAGACGGGUGCAGCGAGCUCGAGAGAGGAACUGCGGGCAGAGCGACUGAGGAGGGAAGCGGAGGAGAGGAGGCGUGCUCAGGCCCUGCUGGACCAGAGGAACGGAGUGGGAGGAGCCAAGGAUGGACAGAAGGAACCUGAGGAGAGAGAAAGAGCAUACAACAGUGCUUUCUUUCCUGAACUGGCACGCAAGCGGCGGAGAAGAGACAGAGACAUCGUACAGGAAUUCCUGCAUUCCAACUCCUAGACUCUACUGUUUCAUUCAGACUGAAGCUCUGCCUUCAUUUCAACACAGUGUGACAUCACUGAUGUGAUGAUGUCAUCAAAAUAAGUGCAUUUCCAUCCACAGGCGAUCACAGUGACACAUGAACACACAUGUUGCACAUGGUAUAAUUUAACCCACAUACACACACAUACACACACACUGCAUCCAUGCCCCUGUAUCUCAGUGUGUUUAUAUGAGCAGGUAUAUAAAAUCUCUGUAAAGAUCA